AUGACAUGCAAACCUCCUUCUAUUCCAAAUGGUAUCUACUUACCUCACAGGAUUAAACACAGAGUUGAUGAUAAAAUCAGAUAUCGAUGUAGACAUGGCUUCUAUUCUGCAACCCGAAACACUUUUUCAAAAUGUACUCCUACUGGCUGGAUCCCUGCUCCAAGAUGUAGCUUGAAACUUUGCGAUUUUCCACAAAUAAAAAAUGGAGGUCUACAUAGUGAAGAGAGACACAGACCCUCCUUCUCAGUACCUAUAGGAAAGCAGUUCACCUAUUACUGCAACGCAGGAUUUGUGACUCCUACAGAGAAAGACAGGGAUUACAUCCACUGCACUGCACAAGGGUGGGAGCCUGCAGUUCCAUGCCUUAGGCAAUGCGAUUUCCAUAUAGAGAAUGGAUAAUUUUUACAACAGAAAGAAAACUCUGUACAGGACCGGUCUGUAAGAGCCCAGUGUUACCCUGGCUGCCAUUUUCCAGCUGGUCAAGACACACUUAAAUGCACAGAGAAUGGCUGGUCUCCUCCACCUAAAUGCAACCCUGUCAAGAUAUGUUCAAAAUUAGAUAUAGAAAUUGAGAAUGGGUUUCUUUCUGAAUCUGAUCUUACAUAUGCUUUAAAUAAAACAACACAGUAUAGGUGCAAACAGGGAUAUGUAACAUUGAAUGGAGAAACAUCAGGACCAAUUACCUGCCUCCAAAAUGGAUGGUCAGCUCAACCCUCAUGCAUCAAGUCUUGUGAUAGGCCUAUAUUUGAUAAUGCUGGAACUAAAAAUAAUAGCACAUGGUUUAAACUCAAUGACAAAUUAGACUAUGAAUGUCAUGCUGGAUAUGAAAACAAAUAUAGAGAUACCAAGGGCUCCAUAACAUGCAAUUAUGAUGGAUGGUCUGAUAAACCCUCAUGCUAUGAAAGAGAAUGUAGCAUUCCAUUAAUAGAAGCACACUUAGUUGUCAGUCCCAAGAAAGAAAAAUAUAAAGUUGGAGAUUUGUUGAAAUUUUCUUGCCGACGAGGACACAGAGUUGGACCAGAUUCAGUACAAUGCUACCACUUUGGAUGGUCCCCUAGUUUCCCAACAUGUAAAGGUCAAGUGGGAUCAUGUGACCAACCUCCUGAACUCCUCAAUGGGGAAGCUAAGGGAACAAAGAAAGAAGAAUAUGGUCAUGGUGAGGUGGUGGAAUAUGAUUGCAAGCCUAGAUUUCUACUGAAGGGACCCAGUAAAAUCCAGUGUGUAGAUGGAAAGUGGACAACCUUGCCAAUAUGUGUUGAGGAGGAAAGAAUAUGUGGAGAUAUUCCUGAACUAGAGCAUGGAUCUUCUCAGUUUUCUGUCCCUCCCUAUCAUCAUGGAGAUUCAGUGGAGUUCACCUGCAUAGAAGACUUCACAAUGAUUGGACGUGGGUCAGUUUCAUGCAUUAGUGGAAGGUGGACUCAGCUCCCUCAGUGUAUUGCAACAAAUCAACUGGAGAAGUGCAAAGUGACAAGAUUAACUGCAAUAGAGGCAAUACUCCAUAAAAAGACUGAAUUUGAUCAUAACUUUAGAGUGAGUUACAAAUGUGGAAGAAAGCAGGAGUAUGAACACUCAGUCUGCAUCAAUGGAAGAUGGGAUCCUGAACCAACCUGUACAAAGAAAGAAUCCUGCCCUCCUCCACCACAGAUUCCAAAUGCCCAAGUGAUAGAAACCACAGUGAAAUAUUUGGAUGGAGAAAAAGUAUCUGUUCUUUGUCAAGACAAUUACCUAAUACAGGACACAGAAGAAAUGGUGUGCAGAGAUGGAAGGUGGCAGUCAUUGCCACAAUGCAUCGCAAAAAUUCCAUGUUCCCAACCCCCUGAAGUAGACCACGGAUCUAUUAAAUUUCCCAAAUCGUCAGCAGAUAGGAGACACACAGUUGAAUCCAGAAGUUAUGACCAUGGCACUACACUCAGUUAUGUUUGUGAUGAUGGUUUUAGGAUGGCUGAGGAUCAUGGGGUAACCUGCCACAUGGGAAAGUGGAGCUCUCCACCUCAUUGUGUCGGACUUCCUUGUGGACCUCCACCUUCCAUCCUUCAUGGGAUUGUGUCUCAUGAACUAGACAUUUACCAACAUGGGGAAGAGGUGAAAUACAGUUGUUCUGAAGGAUUUGGAAUUGAUGGACCAGCAUUUAUUAAAUGUUUAGGAGGAAAGUGGUCCCAGCCACCAGACUGCAUAAAUAAUUCCUGUGGGGAUCCACCACAUGUGGAAAAAGCUAGAAUUGUAACAAGACCCAUGACUAAAUAUCCAUCCAAUGAGAGAGUACGGUAUGAAUGUAAUAAACCUUUUGAAAUAUUUGGGGAAGUAGAAGUGAUGUGUCUUAAUGGGAUUUGGACAGAACCACCAAAAUGCAAAGACUCAACAGGGAAAUGUGGGCCUCCUCCACCUAUUGACAAUGGAGACAUAACCUCCUUCCCAUUACCAGUAUACGAACCAUCAUCUUCAGUUGAUUAUCAGUGCCAGUCCUUGUACCAACUGCAGGGCAACAAGACAAUAACAUGUAUAGAUGGAGAGUGGUCUGAACCACCAAAAUGUUUACAUGCAUGUGUAAUAUCAGAGGAGAUCAUGAAGAAACAUAAUAUAAUUUUAAGGUGGAUAGAAAGCCAAAAGCUUUAUCUCCAAUCAGGGGCCAAUGUUGAAUUUACAUGUAAAUCUGGAUAUAAAAAGGCAAAUCCAUCACCUCCAUUCCGUACAAUGUGCAUUGAUGGUCACAUCGAUUAUCCCAGCUGCUUAAAAAUACAUAUUAGUUCAAAAGAUGAAUAG
Mesocricetus auratus (golden hamster) is the source of this 2760-nucleotide messenger RNA. Its product is annotated as complement factor H. The transcript has 15 exons. The record is from RefSeq and is a predicted model, not a curated record. NCBI's taxonomy places the organism in Eukaryota, Metazoa, Chordata, Mammalia, Rodentia, Cricetidae.